AUGGCGGAGGCUCAGACGAUGGUGGCGCCUGUGCGAGUAAGCGCGCUGGAGGCUAUGCGAGUAGAGCGGUCACGAGGCCGUCGGGGCGCGCGGUACAGCUUGCAUUGGAGCGCGCAUCAUCGCAUCACACGCACGAUGCUCCCCUGUCAGUGCGUGCUUACCACAUCGCCCGUCCACGGCGCAGACCAUCGCUGGUCGGCCUGCCCCCACUCCGCCUCCACGCUCCUCACGCAUGACCAACCGGAGGGAGACGACGGAGCUAUCGGCACCAAUAUCCGCUAUCUGCCCUCGGUGCCCGGGACCCCGGCUCAGCUUCAUUUCGAGGCCCUGAUGAGAUCGCCAGCCAGCAGCGACGCCGAUCCGAUCCCGUCCGAUCCGCGGGUCUCGCCGCCUGUUUCCCCGCACGCCGUUGGUCACAGACGAAGCUUAAGCGCCCCGCCUCGGAUCGGGGGCGCCUCGCGCGAUAAGCAAACUGAAAUAGCCAGGAAUAGCGGUGGAAUAACCUCUCAAUUUGAUUUGAUUUGA
Molecule: messenger RNA, 525 nt
Organism: Heterobasidion irregulare TC 32-1
Lineage: Eukaryota; Fungi; Basidiomycota; Agaricomycetes; Russulales; Bondarzewiaceae
Exons: 1
Coding region: 1-525 (174 amino acids)
Source: RefSeq, a predicted model, not a curated record